ACAUCGGGAUCGGUCUUUUGCAUACGGGUCUCUUUAAAAUGGAUGCGCCCUGUAUAAAUGCGAAUUGUGAAUGACAUUGACGAUGGAUCCUAAAAGUAAUGAUAAAUCAGUGGAUUUUAAGGAUAAAGUAGACCAACGAAAUGAAAAGUUUCAAUCGCCUGGAUGGAGAAAGUUACCGAGUACGUCCGCAUUCAGGGCGAUCAACUUUGAACUCUACGCCAAACCUAAUCUGAUGGUCAUGGGACCGGGGACCAUGUUGUUUUUGGGAUGCAUCGGUUACAUAAUCUACAUGAGAAUGAAGGAAGAUAAAAAUAGCUACACCGCUAUGAAUGAGGACGGAACCUUGACAAAGAGACCAAAGACCUCAAAGUGGGACUAAACUCUGUUCUUUUUUAAUUUGCACACUACAUUUCAACUUCAUCAGACGUUUUCACGCCAGACACGUGUUGUUAAGACGGAUCGUACGUGUUGAUCUUGACUUUGAUCUGUGUCAGAGCAUCUUCCUUAAAGCGGUCCUGAAAACCUUGGCUAGCGAAGUUGGAAUGAGAGGACUAGUGAUACACUGUAUAUAUUGUGGUGAUUUUGUGAGAAACUGUUUGAUACUGUGAAUGGCAUGCUUCCAUUUCAUUAAUAAAACCCGCGUACCGUAUUUUAGAGUGUACAGUAUAUAUUUUUCUUAUAAAAGAGAUAAAUGAAA
Messenger RNA from Ostrea edulis (European flat oyster), 697 nucleotides. Its product is annotated as small integral membrane protein 8-like. The record is from RefSeq and is a predicted model, not a curated record. The coding region runs from base 71 to 379 and encodes 102 amino acids. The transcript is spliced from 2 exons. NCBI's taxonomy places the organism in Eukaryota, Metazoa, Mollusca, Bivalvia, Ostreida, Ostreidae.